AUGUCUCGAAAUGGCCAGCAGGCGCUGUCUGCUCGCGGUCUGACAGCCUCCUGCUCGUUAUUUUGGCUUGCCGAUAUGCAUCCAAAGUUCCACGCUAGCUCCUCCUUCGUCACGUCUAUCUUUUUGCAGUAUCUCGCGAAUGCCGUCCGCGCUUGCUGGGGUGUUAUUGCGUUCGGAUCCGCCCUGGUCCCCGCCCUGUAUCCCAUCUCCUUGCGGUGGCUCUUGUAUGAGUCCCCAUAUGACCAUGCAGGCCAGGCCGUGAGCGUGGGCCGGUCGGGCCUGAUCCUGCGGGUCCCUGCGCGGCUGACAUGGCCAGCCAAGCCGUGUGCGCUGCCGUGGGCGCUGUCGUGGGUGCUGCCGUGGGUGCUGCCGUGGGCGCUGCUGUGGGCGCUGCCGUGGGCGCUGCCUCGGGUGCUGAUGCUAUAUCUGUGA
Messenger RNA from Emiliania huxleyi CCMP1516, 432 nucleotides. RefSeq lists its product as hypothetical. NCBI's taxonomy places the organism in Eukaryota, Haptophyta, Isochrysidales, Noelaerhabdaceae. The coding region runs from base 1 to 432 and encodes 143 amino acids. The transcript is spliced from 5 exons. The record is from RefSeq and is a predicted model, not a curated record.